AUGAGCAGCUGUCUGGCCCUCGAUGUGGAUCUGACCGAGUUCCAGACCAACUUGGUGCCCUAUCCCCGUAUCCACUUCCCCCUGGCUACCUACGCCCCGGUCAUCUCUGCAGAGAAGGCCUACCAUGAGCAGCUGUCUGUGGCUGAAAUCACCAAUGCCUGCUUUGAACCAGCCAACCAGAUGGUGAAAUGCGACCCACGUCACGGCAAGUACAUGGCCUGCUGCCUGCUGUACCGUGGUGAUGUGGUGCCAAAAGAUGUCAACUCAGCCAUCGCCACCAUCAAGACCAAGCGCACCAUUCAGUAA
Conger conger (European conger) is the source of this 306-nucleotide messenger RNA. Its product is annotated as tubulin alpha chain-like. Gene Ontology annotation, molecular function: structural constituent of cytoskeleton; GTP binding. Gene Ontology annotation, cellular component: cytoplasm; microtubule. Gene Ontology annotation, biological process: mitotic cell cycle; microtubule cytoskeleton organization. The transcript has a single exon. Bases 1 to 306 code for a protein of 101 amino acids. Lineage: Eukaryota; Metazoa; Chordata; Actinopteri; Anguilliformes; Congridae. The record is from RefSeq and is a predicted model, not a curated record.